Aphis gossypii (cotton aphid) is the source of this 4944-nucleotide messenger RNA. RefSeq lists its product as uncharacterized. Gene Ontology annotation, cellular component: transcription repressor complex; nucleus. Gene Ontology annotation, biological process: regulation of cell cycle process; neuron differentiation; negative regulation of transcription by RNA polymerase II. The transcript has a single exon. The record is from RefSeq and is a predicted model, not a curated record. Bases 277 to 1638 code for a protein of 453 amino acids. Gene Ontology annotation, molecular function: RNA polymerase II cis-regulatory region sequence-specific DNA binding; DNA-binding transcription repressor activity, RNA polymerase II-specific. Lineage: Eukaryota; Metazoa; Arthropoda; Insecta; Hemiptera; Aphididae.
GGGGUCCUGCCCCCUGCACAGGUCGGCGGACGCGGCGAUUGGUCGACCGCGGCGGCGGCGGCGGCCGUAGGUAUAUACCGCGCGCCGCCACCGAUACCGUAAUGAUAUACCACGCCGGCGACUGCAGCAGUAGUCGGCGGCAGUCACGCACCGCAACAGGAGCGGCGCGCACCGACGACACAGCGAGUGCUGCAGCAGCCGUCCCCGAGUGCAUCGCGCUCUCAAAAUCGUAUAUAUAUAUAUCACGUAUUAUUAUCGUUAUUAAUUCUGCCGACGAUGACGGACUACGCUCAAGCCUCGGCGGCCGACCCGUCGUGGACGUGGUGGAUGACCACGGCCGCGGCGGCCGUCCGCUUGCGCAACCUACAGCAUCAUCACCACCACCAUCAAGGAGACGGCGGCGGGAGCGGAAGCAGCGACGUGGACGACGAAUUCGCGGGGCCCGGCGGCAAGAGGCAGCGGGUCGGCGACGUCUACGGCGGCGGCGGCGCCGGCAAGGACGAGUAUUGGCCUUUUGAACGAAACAACGGACUGUCGCAUCUACGUCAUCGACUAGACGAGCCGGAAGACGCGACUUCGGCGGGCCCGCUGGACUUGUCCGUGAAAGCCACUCUGACGACCACCACCGCCACCACCACCAAUGCCACCAACAGUCCUCGCAAACGGGCGGGAUCCGACGGAUAUCCGGCAGCGGCCAAGACGCCGGAGAAACGGCCGGCCGCGGCGGCGACGACGGCCAAUCGAGCAGGUAAAUCGGCUAAAAAGACUUCGACGGCAGCCGGUGCGGCGGCUUCGACGACGGCGGUGAAAGCGGCAACGCGAAAACUGCUGCCACAGCUCAUGCUCGACCGUCACGUGGACAGGUCGUCGCCCGUGUCCGGUACGAUCAUCGUGCCGGCCGGUUCGGAAGAACCUAUUACGACCGCGGCCGGCCGGAAACGUCCGGCGUCGUACUCUCCGUCGUUGUCGUCGUCGUCGUCGUUGCCGUCACCUCCUCCGUACUCGGCGCCGAUGACCGACUGCGCAGCGGCACAGGACGCCGACGACGAUUACGACGGCGGCGACAUCGACCCCGAGUUUAACGUGGUCGUGGCCACCGACGAGGCUCGUCGUCAGAUCGAGAGCAUCCCGAACGCUCUGGGCCCGUACCGGUGCCGGUUGUGCGGCGUCCGGUACGUCGACGCCUUCGCGCUGGCCCGUCACCGGUGUCGGUGCAUCGUGCACGUCCGGUACACGUGUCCCGAGUGCGACAAGGUGUUUCAGUGUCCGGCCAACUUGGCGUCGCACCGACGGUGGCACGGCACCGGAACCGCCGCGGCGAAAACGGCCGGCGCCGGAAAGCUGCAAAGCAAGAACGGCGACAACAACAACGGCGGCGGCGGCAGCAAACCCGUAAAUGUCGUCGGCGACAUUGCAGCAACCAUCGCGGACGUCAACGACGGCGACGGAACCAACAGCAUAACGACGGCGCCGAUGACUUCCGUCUCGGGAUUCAAAAAGAACAUAUUGCAGCGGGCCGUGCAAGCGGCCGCGGCUGCUGCGGCCGCCGCCUGCAACGACAACAACAACAACGACGGCGGCAACGAUGACAACGAAAAGAACAAGUACAACGAUGACCGUGGUGACAUCGCCAAAUAAGCAGAUGAACGUCGCCGUUAUAUAUAGGUAUACGAUAUUAUAUAAUUACCUAAAUUGUACAUUAUAUUUGGUAUGUAGGUGUAGGUAUGUUUAAUGUUAUUAAUAUUUCUGUAAACACAUUGGUUAUUUUAUACUGUAUUGGUUUAAUUACUCGUACAUCUAAGAACUUUUAAACGUCAUUGACCGUCGUCGAGCUAAACAGCGUACUACACAAAUUAAAAACCGUAAAUUCUAUUUAAAUGAUUUUAGUGCAAUCUGUUUGGAUACAAAUUUCUUUAAAUAUUUCGAUAAAAUAAUAACAAAACAAUCAAAUUCAGUUUUAACUUUAGUUUUGUGUAUUUUUUAUGGGUUCAAAAUUAUACUUUUUGAUACAAUUAUACUAAAUACCUACAUUGAGUAGUCAUAAAACAAUUCUAGUCAGAAAUUCUAACAUAUCUAGUCAUAAAUAAUUUACUAUAUAUUCAUUAAUAAUUAAGUAUAUGAAAUGCGCUGUGUAUGAAAAUAAUUCUAGUCAUACGCGCGUAUACUCAUACAUAAUAUUUAAUAAGCGAUAUAAUAAUAAGCAAAAUUAAUAGCAUAUAAUACUGGAUAUUUCAGCUUAGCGUAAUAUUAACAGUCUAGUCCAAGUUGUAUAUUGUCUAGUCAGCUGUUGUCAUUUUCCACAAAAAUUAACUUAAUUCUUUAUUCUUAACCCCUGUUAUAUGAAAUUAAUGCACCCAUCUUCUAACCCCCCUUUUCCUCUCCCAUCAUAAAUUUAUCUAAACAAUCUGUUUUAUACUUUAAUUAUAUUUUUUUAAUGUACUGUUUUUCUAUUCGUAAUGAACUUAAGCUUAAUAAACUUCCUUAUAGAAAAUAAGUCGUCGCAUGUCACUCGGUGGUGGCGGGCAUUCAAGUCACCACAGCCGUUGCAUUAUUACAAUAACAAAAUACAUAUUAUUCUAUUCGAAUCCGUUACCACCGAGCCGUAUGCGACAGACACUGGGACAUAAUGCGUCAGUAUUAUAUUAAGUAUAUAUAACAACAACAAAAAUAUUGUGUGGGUUGUGUUACAUUGUUAUAUUAUUAUUAUAAGUUUAUAUAUGGUUAACUGUUAUCUAUAUUUCAUAAUUGAUAUAUAUAUAGGCAAGUGUGAUGGUUGUCAGUGAUUGUCAAUAUACGUAUUUAGGGUGUAUAAUAUAUAUAUUCGUAUCGACUAAAUUAUUCAACUGUCAUACUUCACAUUUAAUAUAAGUUUAUUAUAAUAAUAUGUAUAGAGAGUAUAUUUAAAUAUUUAUUCAUUAAUUGUAUAUUGUUAUAAAAAACGCCGUUGUACGGCACGAGUACGUUCUAGUCAUUUGUCCCAAGAUAUUAUAUAUUCAGACCAAUACCUAUAUAAUAUAAUAUAGGUACGUCUUAUAACCUUUUCCUCCCAAAUAAAUUUAUACUAUAUUAUAUUAUAUGUUUUGUAUAUAUUAUUAUCGUAUUUUAAGUAGUAGCAUAAUUAUCUUAUAAAAAUAAACAUCCAUGUCCAAUCGAAUAAUUUUAGUCCGUGUAUAGUUUAGUCAAGUUGAAAUAAAUUCUAGUCAAAAGUAGUCAGUUUAAAUGUAGUGGAAAUGCAAUCUAGUCAAGAGCAUAAAAUAUCUAGUCGAAAAGUAUGAUCUAGUCAAACAUAGUCAAUAAAGUAUACCAAUUAUAGGCAUACAAUAUUACAACACAAUCUAGUCAAAAUAAAAUCUAGUCAAGAGCAUAAAAUAUCUAGUCGAAAAGUAUGAUCUAGUCAAUAAAGUAUACCAAUUAUAGGCAUACUAUAUUACAACACAAUCUAGUCAAAAUAAAAUCUAGUCAAUACAGCAUAAAAUAUCUAGUCGAAAAGUAUGAUCUAGUCAAACAUAGUCAAUAAAGUAUACCUACUAAUAGGCAUACUAUAUUAUAACACAGUCUAGUCAAAAUAUAAAAUCUAGUCAAUAGCAUAAAAUAUAACACAGUCUAGUCAAAAUAAAAUCCAGUCAAACAUUGUGGGUUAGAUAUACAGCUAUAUAGGGGAUAUAAUAAUAUAAGUACUUAUUACUUAUAUACUUUGUAUAUGUAUAGAUAUAUUGGUUAGUCCGAUAAAGAGUUUAAUUAUAUAUAAAUUUAGCUGAACCAUAAUCUAGUCAAAUCAGAAUCUAUAGCUUAUUAGUAAAAAUAUAGUCUAGUCAAGAGGGGUUUGUACUAAAUAGUUGACAGAUCAUAAUAUAGUAUAUAAUAUAUUACAUGAUAUUGUAUAUAGGUACCUAUAGCGGAAUUAUUAACCGAAUCUACUUAUCCCAAGCAAAAUUGUUCACCAAAAUUGAUGACAAAUACUUGUGUGUAAGGGGAUUUUAUAGUUUAACAAACAGUUAACUAAAAUAACUAUUAUAUAUUGUAGUUGUAUAAUUGUAUCAAUUAGUCUAAAUAAAUAGAAGUAUGUAUCAAGACGUGUGUGCUAAAUACAAAAAAAAUAUACGACGGUCAUGAAUGAUAACAAUGUGUAAAAUAAAAUAACCAAAAAUAAUAUCAAUGUGUCUACUUAUAAUCUAUUUUUUAGAGUCUACGAUAGUAUCCUAAUAAUAUUAUGUACAUGUACGUUACGAAUACCGAAUAAUAUUAUGCAUAUGUUAUAUUUAUGUCUAUUACAACAAAAUGUAUUGAUUUCUAUUUAUUGUAAUGUUUUUUUUAUAUUUUAUUAUUAUAAAAAUGUUAAUAUCAUAAUAAUUAUACUUGUAUUAUUUGAUUAUAUAUUAUAUAUUAUGUAUGUGUGUAACAGAAUUUAUAUCGACCAUUUAAACAAAAAAUCGUAUGAAUCGCCUAUAUUAUAAUAGAUAUUAUAAUAUCUCAAUAUCUGUAUCACGAUACAUAUUAUAUUGUAGCAUUUAUUAAUUAAUUUUUAUCCAAUUUUAAAAUCAAUACUUUACUGAAUAAUAUAUUUAUUUUUAUCAUCCUAUAUUAUUUAUAUUUUUCAUUAUAAUUUAUAACACGAAUAAAGAACAAAUUUAUUUUUUUAUAUAAUAAUAUACAUAUUACGAAACCGAAGAGUUUAAGAAUUUUUAUUGAUCAUAAACUUAUAAUUAUUUUCUUAUUAUUAAUUUAUAAUUUUAUCAUAAUCCAAAUAUAUAUAAAAUUUAUUUAUUUUGUAUUAUUAUUAUAUGCUUAUAUUUAAUAUUUAUUUUCAUUUUCAUUUUUAAUUUAAAACACAUUGUUGCAAAUUUUGCAUCAAAUAUUUAUUGUUAAUAUUUUUGCACAAAUUAUAUCAUAUAGAUACGCGUAUAUAUAAACAAAAAUUUUAAAACCACCACUAUUAUUAUUAUU